Nicotiana attenuata is the source of this 2171-nucleotide messenger RNA. Its product is annotated as proline-rich receptor-like protein kinase PERK2. The transcript is spliced from 7 exons. Lineage: Eukaryota; Viridiplantae; Streptophyta; Magnoliopsida; Solanales; Solanaceae. The coding region runs from base 552 to 1238 and encodes 228 amino acids. The record is from RefSeq and is a predicted model, not a curated record.
GUCCAAACGUUUUGGCGGGUCAUUAACAAAUCACAACAAAUUUUAAAUUAGCAAUCCUUACCAAAUCCCUAACUUUCCCUCCAAUCAGUCGAUUCAUUCGCAUUUCCCUUUCUUCUCCCAUUUUCUAGGGUUAAUGCUUCUGUCUUUGCUUCAUUUCAGGUAGGAACAACAUUCAAGCUGUUUUUGAAGGUUGUCUGUAUCAAGUCAAUUAUCAGAAGAAUUUGUCCAUGGCUUCUGUUCUCUCAUCAACAGUUCUCUUCUUGCUUUUGAAGUUCGAGACUAAGAUUUGGUGCAAAUAAAUUAAGCUAAACAUUAGGUGAACAAUUACCAACUGUCUUUCUCCUUCCUUCUGACUUAAAGAUUGUAGAAGUCCAUUAGUUAUUAGACGCUCUGAAAGUAUAGCUCAUUACAAUACUGAAGUAUCACACAGCUUCUGUUUUGGUUGGUGAAAUUAGCAAUAAAUGUAAAAUCACAUAUUUAUCAUUCCGAAUUCUCCUACCGAUUCAACUUAAGAAGUUAAGCUUAUUAUCGCUUCCAAAUUUAUUACACAGAUGGAUUCUCGCGGUAAAAAAAUAAAAAAAUCUAAGAAGAAGAAGCACACUUUACCUAGAUCAAGUCAGCUUCCUCCACCUACACCAAAUAUGAGCCCUCUUCCUAUUAUUCCUCGUCCUCCCAAGCCAGCUUCACAGUCAUCUGACUUUUUCAAAGUCCCUCCCCCGUCUAGCUCGCUUCAGUAUUACUUCAUUCCUUCUCAUGGUGGCUCAGCUUCGACCACCAUCAAUUUCAUACCCACGCCUCAUUUCCCAGCUUCUUCCCCGCGUGGUCCUGCUAGUCAGAUUGGCGGCUCACCACCGAUUGCAUCCCCGAGCCAUCAUAGUAGCCAGCAUGGCGGUUCAUCUUUUGUGCCUCAUACAUCGCCCACUCAAUUAUCAUCUCCAGCAUCAUCCACUCCAAGUAUAUCUAACUUGGAUAUUGGAGGCUCUCACGCAGCUGCGUCCCCAUCUACCAGUACGUCUACAGUUGCUGGUACUGUGAGAAAUUGUACAGGAGGGACUGUACAGUAUGAUUAUCUUCAUCGGCUGAUUAUCGUUCCCCGUGACGACGGGUUUUUGCCAUCCUUUCAGACCGCGCAUAUGGUGAUGGAAUCUAUGAAGCCUUUUUUUAACGAGCCUUGGAAUUUUUGGAGACAGAUACCAUACCAGAUCAGAAUGAAUAUGUGGCAACAAUUUAAGGUUUAGUGCGUAUGGCAGACAACACUUGAAAAUCUGGUGCAUGAUAACUUCGAGAAGAAAGCACAGAAGCUGAUAAUAAAUUCACAUCAUGUUGCUAGGAAAGGUGGCAAAAAGCCUAAUUGGAUACGUGAAGAUGUCUGGAAUCAGCUCUUGGCGAAGUGGAAUACCCCUGAGUAGAAGAAGAAGAGUGAACAAGCAAAGUAUAACAGAGCUUCUACUAAGGUGGAGCAUUGCAUACUGGAGGUUCUAUUAGUUUUGCAGCCCAUCGUUGGAGAAUGGAAAAGGAACAUGGGGGAGAUGUGACUUAUGCUGAGGUCUUUGCAGAGACUCACAAGAAGAAGAAGAAGGAUGGCACAAGAGAAGGAUGGAGCGAACCGCGUGCUUUAGAGACAUUUGUAUAAUCCAAACACCAACACUAUAUUAUUUUUCCUUCUUGGUUUAUUUUAUUUAUAUAACGUGUAUUAUUUUUAUUUCGGGACAAGUAUCAUAUUGAUCUUGAUGCAUGGCAACAAACUCAGCCUGAAGGGACUCAGCCGAGCCCAGAGGAUAUGACUGCAAUUUGGACACAAGCGGCUGGUGGCGUGAAUAAAGGUCGAGUCUACAGGAUUGGAGUAUAGCCAUCCUCCAGUCGCCUACCAACAACAUUAUUCACUGGGGCAUCAGUUUCCCAAGAAGACAUUGAAGCUAUGCGUCAAAAAGUGGAUCAAAUGUUGCAAGAACUUCAAGAAACUCAGGCUUUGAUCCAAAAAGUAUUAAAAAAGAAAAGCAAGAAAAGAGCUGCAAUGGAGUCUGAGUCUGAGGAGGAGAUUGAAUCUGAAUAGGCUAUUUGAAUGUUUUAGAGUUGAAGUUAGAGACAUGUUUAAUUUAUGUUGUUUGAUAGUUCGUUGUUUCAUUAGUUGGUUAAAUUGUUAUAAAUAUUAUUGUUCGCUUUGUGGUAAA